AUGAAGUCGGCGAAGUUGGCAGAGGCGAGGGAAAAGUUGGCCGAAAGGUGGGGAAAGGGUAGCAAUGCCCACGGCAAGUUAGGUAAAGUCACGUGUUACUCGGGGCGCGACAAUGGUUCUUUUCGGCCUUUGCUGCAAGGAUUUGACGCGCCGAUUCAGGCUCGCGCGCACGGACCCUUUCUCCCCCGUGGAUGCUAUAGCUGUGCUUCCCACACACGCGGGCUCACGGGCGGUACUCGCAACGCACGUUCCCUUUUUAGGCCUUCACUGCGUUGUCGACGUUUCCCCCCCGUGGAUGCUAUAGCUGUGCUUCCCACACGCGGGCUCACGGGCGGCACUCGCAACGCACGUUCCCUUUCGGGCCCUUCACUGCGUUGUCGACGUUUCCUCACCAGCUUCUGCGGCUGCGUUCACCACCUGUAGGGACAGGUGCGUUCCUCACUCCCAAGACUACCUCCCAGCUGACGAGGUCGCUGAUCGAGAGUUCCAUCUUGCCGGACGUUCACAGCUGCUAGCAGCUCGUUAUGAAACCCUCGACGUGGCUCGCUUAGAGUAGCUCGGGGUAAGUGCUUCGAUACACCCAAGCUUGUUGCACGGUGUACUUUGCACUUGGAUCCCUGCAAAUUCUUUGUGGGGGCAUUUUGCUCCGGGCCCUUGUUGGGCAACGAGCUAAAUCGCAUAUCUCUCAGCAGACCCUUUGCCGUCCUUUGCACCAACCGCGCCCCAACUGUCUUUAUACAGUGUCUUGCCUUUGUCGCAAAGGUAUGCUGAGACGAUCAGUGGACUUGCUCCAUCAUCAGUUGCAGCCGACUGACAUCCAGAAGCUUGGGUCGCAAAGCUCCCAUUUGUCAUCCCGCCCACCAUCCCUGUGUAUCACCAAGAAGUUCGGCCCACUCUCUGCCGUUUAGAUCAAUCUCUUGCGGUUUUCCCCAGAAGGCUGGGUUUUCACCGCUUGAGGUAUUUGUUUAACAACUCCUACACCACCAAUGUUGUCCUUCGUCUUGCUGCAACUCGAACCACUAUUCCGCUACGACUCGCGCGAGUGGUCAGGAGAGUCGAUCGGAUGAAGCUCUUUCUCAGCCCCCUACCCGUCUUGAAUUAUGCCCAACCAACACAAUUUAUUUCGCCACGUCACCGCGAGACCCGCGGUCAAUCGUUCAUCCAUUUCGAUGCCGUUCAGCAAACUUGA
This is a messenger RNA of Microbotryum saponariae, 1189 nucleotides long. The record is from the annotation of a GenBank genome assembly. NCBI's taxonomy places the organism in Eukaryota, Fungi, Basidiomycota, Microbotryomycetes, Microbotryales, Microbotryaceae.